Molecule: messenger RNA, 510 nt
Organism: Leucoraja erinaceus (little skate)
Lineage: Eukaryota; Metazoa; Chordata; Chondrichthyes; Rajiformes; Rajidae
Product: prorelaxin-like
Exons: 2
Coding region: 1-510 (169 amino acids)
Cellular component (GO): extracellular region
Molecular function (GO): hormone activity
Source: RefSeq, a predicted model, not a curated record
AUGAAGAAUCUGCUGUCAGUCCUUCCCAUGGGGAUGCUGCUCGCUGCCCUUACAGACUCCGCAGGGACCACAGCAAUCAACCUUGAUGAGCAAUUCACCAAGCUGUGUGGCCGAGACUUUGUAACAAAAGUCGUCAACGUCUGCAGAGGAAUCAACUGGAAGGAUCUCCUUCCCCGUCUAGAUGAACCCUCUCAGGCCUCUGGAGAUGAUGCCCUUGUGAAAGACAUGAUGAAGAUGCAGAUGCUGCUUCCCGGUAAUGGGACUCACGAUCCUGGCACGGACAAUGGAGAACAAGGAUUACACCCAGACCUCAGCCAGAGUGAGGAGAUGCCUGAUGAUGUCCAUGGGCUUGUCACACAGACCCCGGGAGAUCACGAGACACUGCUGGGUCUGGAAGAAACAUUUACCCAUCGGAAACUGACCAAAAGGCAAAUUUCAACCACCGAUCGCUGCUGCAAAAGCAGUUGCACAUUGAGGCAGAUCCGCCGACUGUGUUUCCAGACAAAAUGA